Molecule: messenger RNA, 1962 nt
Organism: Pedinophyceae sp. YPF-701
Lineage: Eukaryota; Viridiplantae; Chlorophyta; Pedinophyceae
Source: the annotation of a GenBank genome assembly
AUGUCCAGCGACAAGGCCCGCGCGCUUGGCGCGCUCCUGGACCGCGAGGACGACGACAUCGCCCCCGCCGCUGGCGACAAGGACGUGGAACCCACCGGUGACGUCGCGCAGCGACUUCAUGAGGAGCACGUCAAGCGGGAGCGUGCGGAGGCCGAGGCGCAACACAAGGCGCAAAUGCUGCGUGUUGCGCAGCAGCAGAUCGCGGAGUGGGCGCAGGAGCGUUCCCGCGACGCGGCGGAGCUCGCGGAGGUAUCGCGCGAGCUCCGGGACGGCCUCCAGGCCUCCACCGCGGACCCGGCACUUAUGACGCUGAUUGAGAAGCUGGUCGAGGGGCUGCAGCACGCGGCGAGCGACGCCGGCGCGGUCGCGGACCAGCAGCGCGAGGACGUGGCGGCGGCGGGGGGCGCGGGGCUGCGCGGGGAGGAGGACGGGAAGGCGGGCGGGAUGGAGGUGGAGGGGGUUGUCGAGGGGAACGGCAACGGCGCGGCGGAGCACGACGAGGACUCGGACCUGGACGCGGAGCUCGAGGCGGAGCUGGCGGAGGGCGGGGACGUGGGCGCGGUCAGCUUCGCGGAGCGCGCGCGGUGGAUCCCGCUCCGACUCAACAUGGAUGAACGGCGGCUCCUGCGGCUGCUGGAGGGGGCGCUGUCGGUGUCGGAGUACACAGAUAAGGUGGACAUCCUGACGUGGAAGAGCAAGGCCGGGCGGAUCAACAAGCAGGUUCGGUACCUGUGCAGCCUGCUGUGCGCGCUCGUGGUGGCCGAGGACUACAACGCCGGGCAGCGCCUCAUCAAGGAUCGGGACUUUGAACAGAACGCCGACUUCUUCCAGGCGUGCUUCGAGGUCGGGCGACGGUACAAGGUCAUGAACCCAGAUAAGAUGCGCAGCGACUACGGCAAGCUCAUGUACAUGUUGAUGGACUCCUGCGACCCGCAAAUCGAGGAGCUGCUCGGGUUCGAGUGCGUCAAGCCGCUCCUGACCGUCGGGUCCUUCCUCGACGAGCGCGGCGGCGCGCGGCUUCUCGAGGACCCCCUCAUGGAGACGGCGACGGCGGAGAUCGUCGCGGCGAACAGGCCGCGGCCGCACGUGCAGGCCGACAUCAAGCGCAAGGAGGCCGCGCGGAGCGCGCUCGCGCGCAAGUACAAGACCGCGCGGCUCACCGAGGACGAAAUCCUGUGGUGUAUCUACUCAAUCUCGGACAACAACAGCUACCUCUUCUUCAACCGCGACCCCGUGGACAAGAUGAUCACCAUGCUGACGACGUACUUCCGCCCGGACCAACACACCCCCCAGACGUCCCUGGCCAUCUCGUCGGGCCGCGGGGGCGCGCGUCUGAGCCACUCCCACGAGCGGCAGUACAACUACGUCCUCCAGUCGCUCACGCUCUGGCGCGAGGUCUCCACCGACAUGUUCAAGCUGUGGUGUUUGGCGGAGAGCGACCUCCUGCGGUCGGGGAACCGCUACCGGCUGUGCGACACGGGGCAGGGGCUCAACCGCGUCCAGCAGGCGCCCGCGACGUACCGCGCGAUGACCGCUAUCCUCGCGCGGUGCCAGCUGCGUAUCGGACACUGGGUGGGCUCCAGCGUGGUGCACCUGGGCGACCACAACGUGCCGAACGCGUUCAUGUUCAUAGACAAGUACACGCAGGUCCCGCGCAUCCUCAACCCGGUCACGCAGGUGCUGGAGGAGGUGCCCCGGCUGUGCGCGAACGACCCGCACGUGGCGCGCUACGUCAGCGAGACGUUCGGGUCCCCCGAGGGCGCGCGCGUGGCCAUUUUGCAGGACUUCUUCCGGCACGCCUUCGACGGGUCCGGCGCGGACAACUUUUUCGACGCGGGGUCGUGCAUCGACGGCCGCCUGACGUCAGCGUGGAACUGGUGCUCGAAGCUCGAGAAGAAAGCCUACUUCCACCUCUUCCGCCUCGCGGGGUUCCACACCUUCGACGGCGACUGGCAGAAGUGA